Messenger RNA from Mya arenaria, 8824 nucleotides. RefSeq lists its product as uncharacterized. Bases 76 to 4917 code for a protein of 1613 amino acids. Gene Ontology annotation, cellular component: nucleus. The record is from RefSeq and is a predicted model, not a curated record. The transcript has 2 exons. Lineage: Eukaryota; Metazoa; Mollusca; Bivalvia; Myida; Myidae. Gene Ontology annotation, biological process: regulation of transcription by RNA polymerase II. Gene Ontology annotation, molecular function: DNA-binding transcription factor activity, RNA polymerase II-specific; RNA polymerase II transcription regulatory region sequence-specific DNA binding.
GGAAUGUCACGUGACCAGGUUACUUCGCCAUGAUGGAGAAUCAAGUGUAUUUAUUUACAAAUUUAAAGGAUCUGAAUGCCACAAUGUGGAGCAAACAUAUGGAAUCUCAGGGUGUUGAAUCUUUCAACGUAUAGCAGACUACAUUUUAUCGUCAUGGCGACUGGUCAACCCUUGGAAAAAAAUGGCCGAGAGGCAACUUUGGAUGAUCAGAGGUUGUUUCUCAAAGUUCUUGAAGAUCUGAAAAACGCAGUCACUAAGCCUGAUGCUGAGGCUUUGAAACGUGAGGCCUUAAAUGAUGGUAAUCAUAGCAACCAGAAAAUAGAUCUAAUAAGUGAAUCUGAUUGUGCAAGUGAAGAAUCUCAGAACGUGUGUGGCAUGGCUGAAAAAUCAGAUGCUGAAGAACCAGGCACGACAACCGUGACAGUAUCUGAUACAACAAAAUCUCGCAUCUUGCAGAAACUUCAAGUUGGAAAUGAAAAAUCUGAUACAGAUGAUGUCCAUGAACAAACUGUGCUUCCUCAAUCGAUAAAUCUAAGUCAGGCUUCUGUAGUAUAUGUUAGUGGAGAUGCUUUGACAAAUCCUUUAAAAAGUGUGACAUCAGUGUCAGGCCCGGAAAAUAUUGUGCUUGCAAUUAUGAACAUGAACAAAAUCAAUGAAUCCUUAGCUGGAAAGAACAUGGUGACAGUAAAAGCUGUAAACAAGGACUCAAUACAUGAAAGCUUGCAUGCGGCCCAGGUUACGGCACCCAUUUUGGCUAAACCUACCUCUGUGCAGCUGUUCUCCUGCGAGUAUUGUGACUAUUACAGUGACAAUAAGAGAUACUUGAAACAACAUAUGGACUUCGUACAUAAUUCAGAUAGGCCGUUCAAAUGUCCGUAUUGUGAUUAUGCAGGGAAAAGGAGCCAUGCACUCAGAGAACAUUUGAUUGUGCAUACUGACAGCAGGCCAUUUCAAUGUCAAGUUUGUAAUGCGACUUUUAGAAAAAAAGGACACUUAACCAACCAUGUUAAGCUACACAAUUCAAAGAGACUGGUUAAAUGCCCACUGUGCAAGGCUCUUGUAUAUGACACAGGUGAGAAUGGGUUGGAUGUUCAUUUAAAGACUGACCAUGACACUGAAAGACUCUAUGGUUGUGAUUUGUGUGACUAUGUUGCGGCUAAGGAGCCAGAAAUUCUUCAACAUUUGAAACAAAAACACAGGUCAAAACUCAUGAUAUACAAGUGCGAUAAAUGUCCAUUUCAAUCUGCAGAUAACACUGCAUUUCAACACCACACCAAAGCCCAUGAUCUGUCAGAUCAGAAAGUCCAGAUUGGCUCCAAUGUUCCAACAAGUGUUAUAGGAGUUGCGGCAGUUCCAGCUGGUGACACACAGCCGGGCGCUGUCAGCGCCAUGAUUAAACUGGUUGGUGCUGGAUCCAGCAGUGAGGCUCCAGCUACCUCUCAGCCCAGUAUGGUGAAUCCAUUGUGGAUCAAGUGCUCUGAAUGUGGAUUUGUUGCCCAUGAUUCAGAAGUGGUGAAAAAACACAUGCUUGAUCACCUGAAAGAACAGUUUGGCGAAGACUAUGAUCAACAUCUAGGUCAAUCAGACUCUCAAGGAAGUGCUGCUAAGUCAGAAUCAAGUAGGUCGAGUACAGGUUCCGAAACUCCAACUCAGACAUCUCCUGUCAAAGCUCCGAUACUCGUGCCUGUCACAAAUGUUGAUCAGCUGUUGCCAAAAAAUAUUGGGAAAAUUGAUAUGAACUCUCCAAUUCUUGUUCCAGUAACUGACCCUCAUCUUUUACAAAGACUUAAAAGUGCUACCACCCAAUCAACAACAGCUGUAAAGUUGGCUACAACAACAAAAUCUGCAACAACAACAGCAAUGUCAGUGAGCAUGUCCUUACCACAAGCCCAGUCCGUGAUAGCCACUGGAGUGUCCAAGACUCCGUUCCUUCUGGAACAAGGGUUUAAAGCCCCAAAUCUGAGAGUCAUUCCUAUAGCCCAUUCAAGUGCCGGUCCAAUUCCAACAAUCACUGCUUUACCUAUAAGCCUGAUACCAAGCCAAAAUCAGCCUGGGCAUGGCACUGUGCAAACUUGCGCAACACCAUCAUUAGCUGUCUCAGUAUCUACAACUGGAUCAUCAUAUGAAUUAGGAAAAGUAAUGAAUGCCACAUUGAUGAAAAGUCAAGAAACUAGAAAUGAACCGAAUGAAGGCAAUGUUAUUACAGAGAAGUCAACCACAUCUAAGCCAGAUGAUAAAAUUAAUUCACUGAUUGCAAAUCUUUCUAAUGUCCAUAAAGUUAUUGCUUACCAGGAGAAGGUUUCUUCGAAGCUUGGUGAUAGCUCAGAAAAGCAAGUUUUACAUGAGAAGUUGCCAGAAAAUCGAAUAGUUUACUAUCUUGACACUUUUGAGAAAAAGAACAGCACUGUUAAAGAAUCUCAGGGUUUCGUUCACGACAGCAAUGCAGGAAGAUUUCGCUGUACCAUAUGCGGCUACACUUGUGAGUACCAGAGAACAAUAAAGGCACACAUCUGGAAACAUUCGGGGAAUAAAAAUGUUGACUAUCCAAUGUUUCGAAAUGGCCCACUCAGUGUAUAUGAAGAUGAACCCUUGACUGUUUGUUCAAUUGAAAACCAGGUUGAUAGUGCUAAGACUUCAACUCCAAUUAGCAUUAAUAAUGCACUGAGUCACGAGACCCCUUUUUCUUCAGCCUCUUUGCCAUCAGUUAUUGUGUAUGAACAACCAAGAAUGAUUGUGAGUGAGGCUACAUCAACUAGUUCAAUGGUGACAAAAGUAUUUAGAAACCAGCCAAAUGAAACUGUAACAAAACCAUACAACAUUCUGCUGGCUAAGCAUACAUUACCAGAGUCUAAUACUGGAAUGACAAAAAGGGCUCCAGUAUUUUCAACUAUGACAACAGCUGAUGAAUCCAACAGAGUCAACACAUCAAAAACACAGACAGUUAUGAUGGGUAUUGACAGCAAUGAUGCACUUGAUGAUUCUUUGGAGCGUGAAGACUGCCUUACCAUAGAUGAAACAGAAACAGGAUUGAUGACCAGCAUGCCUGUACAACAAAAUGUGGUUGUUGAAACAGUUGAUUCAUUCAGUGAGUCCUACACAGCGAUGGAGAGUCAACAGAACAGUCCUCGGUUGAAUACGCGGUCACCAGAUUCUGGUCUGUCUGAAAUGACCGCAUUCACAUCACAGUCUCAAUCGCUGUCGGCUUCAAGCAGAAUUUUGUCCCCAAACUCCCAUGGCGAUAUGACAUCGGAGGAUACUAGUGAAAAUUGUUCCUUUCCAGAAGUUUUGGGGUUGACAAAGAGGUCAAGAUCUGUUGACAGCUCAAUGGAUGAAAGCCUUUCGCCUAAGAAGCUAAGAAUAGCAGACGAUCAUGAAGACUCCGCCGUAACACUGCUAUCUCUGUUAAAGAAAGGUCCAAACUUUAAUCCAGCAUGUCCACCCAGUCAGCAGAAAGCUCAAGUGAAUAUUCAGUCCUAUUCAGGGACUUCGUCACCUGGGUAUGAAGAUUCAAGCAGUGUAGGUGAGGUAGACAUGGGAAGUGGGAAACGUAAACCAAGCUCAGGUAUAUCUACUUCACUGUUGGCCGUUAUUGAACAGCUAAGAGAGAGGUCAAAGUCUGAUUUAGAAGAAGAGAAACCAGUCCAGCCUGCAGCAAAGAAACAGUACAAGAGGAGAAGUAGAAAGAGCUCGAUGGAAGACAAUGCACCUGCUUCCGGGAUCGAAAAUGUUGAAGAGUUUGUGAAAGGGGGCGAAGUGAAAUAUCGCUGUAAAUUGUGCCAUUAUACCAAUGAAAGUACAUUGUUAUUACGUCAGCAUAUGAAACUUCACAAGCCAAAACAACAGUUUGAAUGUUCACUCUGUGACUUGAUUGCCGAAUCCAGUGAAGCGCUACAAGAUCACAUGAUCCAGCACUGUAAAAUCAGGACUUACCAGUGUAAAUUGUGUAGCUUUAUGUUUAACUAUAAGAGCCAGCUAAGAGCUCACAUGCGCAUGCACAAUGAUCAGGAUAUUCUGAUGUGUGACUAUUGUGACUUCGAAACUCGCAAUCCAGCUGCUUUUAAAAUUCACACCAAAGGCCAUUUUUCGAAACCGCCAUAUAAAUGUUCUGAGUGUUACGAUGAAUUUGUGUCCAGUUCGUUAUUGAAAACCCACAAACGGGAAGGGUGCAGUGACAAAAAUACAAACAUUGUGAGAAAAUGUGACGAAUGUGACUUUACAUGUGUAGGAAGACGGGAACUGAAAAACCAUCAGAGGAUUCACAUGGGUAAAGCUGUGGUUCAGGUUCCAAAGAGAUGCUCGUAUUGUGACCACACUGAGGCAACUAUCGAGCAAAUACGAAAACACAUCACUGAUGUCCAUGGUGAAUCUAAACCUCUCAAGUGUGACAUGUGUGGAUUUGUUGCAGUAUCUAUUCGUAGCCUAAAAUCACACAUGAAAAGACAUGUAAAUGAUCAACGUUUUGUUGCACAGCCAUUGGAGCAAUAUAAAUGUAACCUUUGUGGGUAUGUCUGCCACCAUUUGCCAUCACUGAAAUCUCACAUGUGGCGACAUGCUGCCGAUCUUCAUUAUAGCUACGAGUUCACAAAUGACGUGAUUAAUGCAGCUAUUGACUUUGAUUAUAUGAAAGGUGUGACUGAGACAAACCAAGAACAUGUAGAACAGUUUAGGAAUCUCAUUGUCGAGAAAAUGAAAGCCAAAGGCCUAGAUAUGACUGGAGAAUCCGUAGACGAAAGUGCUAAAGCGUGUUGCUGGGUGACAUUCCGCUGUUGUCAGUGUGGUUUUGAGACGAUCAAUAAAGCAGAAUUGAAUCUUCAUAUGGGCAUUCAUACCGACGUGAUUAAGAUGACGCUAGAGGUGGGGGAUGACGCGGGUAGCAGCAGACAGUCGCAGGAUGAAGAUGCGGAUGAUAAUGAAUAAUUCAGAGGAUAUACAAACUAAACUGUUUAUUAGAAUGAUUUUGAUAAAUAAUGCUUUACAAUAUACAGUUAUAGAAUGAUUAUGCUGGGAAUUUUAUGUAGACUGAUUGUUAUAUAUUGCUUUUAGGUUUACUUAAUAUUUCAAUUAAAGGGUCUAUACACCGUAUGAUGAAAUAGCGAAAAAAAGAAGAAGAAAAUUGUCGAAAACUGACAUGAACUUGGUAUCGAUGUGUACAAUUCAUUGGAACUAACUAACUGAAGUACCACACUGAAGUACCACAUAGUUUACAAUUAAUUUAUUUUUCGUAUUUUUCCAUUAUAAAAACUAAGUAUGUAUACUUAAUAGAAUUCAUUCUUAUGCAGGAUUGGCUAGUCGAUGUUAUCACGUGAAAUUACCAAAUUGGGUAUAUAGCUUAAAUAUUCCAAGUGUUUAGUGUUAACCUUCGUAGCACAGUGGAUACAACACUGGACUGCAAUUUUGGCGACACCAGUACAAACCCGGUCUCCGACUCGAUUUUUUUUUACAUUUUGGGAUUUAUUUUACAAUUAUGAUAUCAAAAAGUAAAACUUUUUAUUAAAUAAAUGUCCUGAGAUUCGUUACAGAAGAAACUUUUUUGGUGCCAAUCUGGUGUAUAGUCCCUUUAAUAUUGAGUAUAUGACGUAGACGAACUGUUUGUAAUGAAUAUGUUGAUGACAUGUAGUCCUUUUCGACAUUCUUAAUGAAUUAUUGUUUUUAUGAAUAUGACAUCUGUAUAUAUAUAAACUACAGUUAAUGAAGAUAUAAAUGGCAAACUUCAGAAUCAUUGUAUCUUUUUAAAACGAUUGUUAAUGUUGUCCUUUAAUUUUUCUUAUUAUUUAUAAAUAUAUUGUACUUUCACUUUCUUGUAACUGAUUUUAUCGUCAAAUACCCAUGACUGACUUAUUCGGCCUCUCUCCAUUCAUUUAUGACUGAUGAAUGCAGAAUAACGGAAAAGGACAGUUAUAAGCAUCUGAUGAUGUACUGAUAUUAUUGCCAAUUUUGGCAGGACAGAGUUCAGAUACCAUUAGCCUGCCUAUUUUAAGACUUAAGAAGUUAAUGGAAUAACAUGUAUAUACACAUAAUAAUUAAUUAUAACACCAGAAAGAGUUUUCAAUUAAUGAUGAAAAAAUGUGAAAUAAACACUUUCAUUUUAGCUUUUUACACAUCAAUACAUAGAUUUCUAUCUGUAACUAUGUUUUAUUGUUGUUUUAGCCUGUUUUCUUUUCAAAGGUUUAUGUUAGCCUCAUUGUCAUUUGUGGCAUGGUGAUAGUGCUUGAUUAACAUAUUUCCUGAGACAAUAUGCGUAUAUUAAUGUCCAUAACUCACUCUUAAAUAAUUGUUGAGAUAUGCUCCUUUUUCAAGUGUAUAAAAAACGGGCGGGGUAAAUAUGCUCAGUUGUUUAAAAGUUGUAUUGCACACAUGACAUUUUCUGUAAUUGAUUUUACGGGCUAAGAGCAUAAACCUUGUGUGUAAUUAUUAGGGUUUAUUUAUUUUAUCGAUAAUUCUGAUAGGGCAGUGUUGUUCUUCUUACCAAUCUGGGAUGGUUCAAAAUUUUAAAUGUAUGGAUUUAAAAAAAAAAUAUAUAUAUAAAAUAUUGGACCCCAAACCUUUUUUGUAUGAAUGCUUUGUUUUUAACGUACUUAAAGAAACAAACUUCAUAAUAUUUUACUUUUCCAUCUAUGUUUUUGAAGCAGUUUUGUUCAAUUCUAGACAAUACUCGUAUUCCAAACUUAAGAGAAAAAUGAAAUGAAGCACUUUUUUUUACAAUAAAAAAGGCCACAUUCCCAAAUUGGUGAAGAAAAAAGUACAAUGCAGGGUAUUUCAACUGACAGCUAUAUAUAUUUAAGAUUUUUUCCUUCAUUGUUUCAAUGUCUCUAUAAAUUUUGUUUUCAUUCACAGCCUGUGCCAAUAUUUUUUGCCACUUUGGAAAAACACAAUAAUAUACUAAAAAGCUUAUAUAAUGCAAAUGUACAUUACAUUCUUUGACAUUUUUGUUUAUCUUCAUUUUACCUUUAUUACAGUUGUUCUUGUUUAGUGUAAAGAUCUUGUUUGUUUUCCAAGAAAUGCAAUGCUUUUUUAUUCAUUCAGUAUCAGGGAAACUGUGUUUACCAAAUUUGUAAAAUUUUAUGGUUUGGGGGGAAUAUAGACUCUUCAACACGGGGAACAGUCUUUAGAAGGCAGUAAAUUGCACCAAGAAAAAUCAUUGUCAAGAUAUUAAUGCUUGUCUGUUUUUCAUCAGAAUUCAUGCCACAAAUACAUGACAAUUGAGAAUAUGAACAUCAAUCAAAUACAUAUUGAGGCAUUGCAAACAGUAUACAUACUCGACAUAAAAAUAAAAAGGUAUACAUUUAGGGUUUUUUUUCUCAAUAUUUGUAUUUGUAACAUUUAGAUAAUAACAUAAGAACCCUUACUUAAGCAAAAUGUAAAAAAAAAUCAAAGAAUUAAGUACAAAUAGAGGAGUAAAUUUUCAAAACUGAAUUUAACAACACUAUACUUCAGGGAAUUUCUUAACCUUAUGAAUUUGAUAUUGUUACCAAUGUGAGAUGCUUUAAAGAAUAAUCUUGUUGUGUGCUUCGUGUUAUGUGCAACAAUAUGUUCGAUUCUUUCUUUUUAACAUUUCUCAGUAACUAUAACCAGUAGUUCUUCCCUUUCUAAAAGUUUGUCACAAAUUUAAGUUUUGAUCAUAAUGAUUUAUUCAUUAUAUUUUCAGUUGUUUUUUCAUGCUGUCUGUCUAACACUAUAAUUUCAUUUCUAUUCCUUUCACAGAAUCAGACAAUAAAAGUAUCAACAAUUUAAUAUUUUAAUAACAAAACAUUAACUUGCAUACAAAUAUAGGAAUAAGGCAUUUAGUGUUGAAUUUGUAAAUGAUACAGAUGUGCUUUUUAUGUAAUAAUAUAGUAUAUAGCUAUAAUAAUAAUAUUUUACUCCUUCAGCAUUCUCAAAAGUUUACAUUCUCACAAAAGGGAAAAUAGACAUAUUUGUUGUUGUUUUCUAUGUUUAUUCUUGCCAUAGUAUAUAGUGUAUGACAUAGUUUAAUUUAUUUCAAAGAUCUGACUAAAAUUUCCCAAACAACUGAAACAUUAUAAGUGUUCCUAUUAUAGAUCUGUAAAUUGUUUCUAAUGUAUGACAGUUGAAUUAACUCUUUUUAUAUUCACAGCUUUAUUGUAUGUAGUGCAUUGUAUAAUACGUAUAAUUUGGUAAGUAAGACCACAAUAUAUAUAUAUAUAUAUAUAUAUAUAUAUAUAUAUAACUUGCAUACAAAUAUAUAUCUGUGAAAUAUGGUAUUUAUUACACUGAAGAAUCAAUAUGUCAAGUCAAAUUAUUUCUUUGUUUAAAGCUGCACUCUCACAGAUUGAAUGUUUUGACAAUUAUUUUUUUUAAAAAGUGGUAAAACAGUAAAUCUGUGAGGGUGCAGCUUAAAUAGUUUUUUUUUUAAGUUAACUGUGUACAAAUGACAUAAAUAACAGCAAUUUGAAAUGUAUUGCCUGGAUGCAGUCUAGUUUCCAAACAUUAGUCAAACUACAUUUGCAGCUUAAGCAUACAAUAAAACUUCUUCUAAAAUAUCCUGCAAUGAGUAAAUCCAAUUUCUUUACAAUUUCAUGCCAAAUUAAGAUAUUUUACAGAUUUAAAUCAGUAUUGUUUAACCUACUUGAAAUAGUAUAUAAAAUUGUGUAAAAAGUGUCUUUUUUCCACAAUAUAUACCUACAUACCUGCGUUUACUAUUGGUUAUUUGUGUAUUUUUUCCCAUAAAUACAAUGCUAUUUUUCCUCGGAUUGUGUGUUUUUGAAGUCAGUAAUAGUAUAAAUUCCUGCCAGUUUGUUUUUCUCAGUAUUUUAUACAAGUUAGCCUCGUUAGCUCUUGUUUAAUAAACUAGUUUGUUAGUGCUGUA